AUGAAUACAACAAGGAAAGAUUGGAGUACACGCCUUGAUGAUGCUUUGUGGACAUACCGCACUGCAUACAAAACUCCAAUUGGAAUGUCUCCAUACCGUAUUGUUUUUGGAAAGCCGUGUCGAUUACCCGUUGAGUUGGAACAUAGGGCCUAUUGGGCGAUCAAGCAGUUCAACAUGGAUUUAAGUGAAUCGGGAAAGAAGAGGGAGCUGGACAUACAAGAACUUGAGGAAAUCCGCAAUGAAGCAUAUGAGAAUGAGGUUCUUUAUAAGGAAAAGGCCAAAGCAUUCCAUGACAAGAUGAUUACACGCAAGGUAUUUCACAGAGAUCAAAAGGUACUACUUUACCAUUCGCGUUUAAAAUUGAUUCCUGGUAAAUUAAGGUCCCAUUGGGUGGGACCAUUUGUUGUCACUAAUGUUUUUGAGCAUGGUGCAAUAGAAAUCACAAGUGAGAAAACCAUGAAGAUUUUUAAGGUAAAUGGUCACCGUUUGAAACCUUAUUAUGAAGGAUUUCAAGUCAAGAAUGAAGAGGUGGAGGAAGUAAUGGAUCCAAAGUAUCAAGAUUGA
This is a messenger RNA of Lactuca sativa (garden lettuce), 564 nucleotides long. RefSeq lists its product as uncharacterized. The record is from RefSeq and is a predicted model, not a curated record. Gene Ontology annotation, molecular function: nucleic acid binding. NCBI's taxonomy places the organism in Eukaryota, Viridiplantae, Streptophyta, Magnoliopsida, Asterales, Asteraceae.